GCAGGGCGGAAGGUCAGUCUGUUCUACCAGCCGGACCCCCUCCCGGCGCCACCACCCAAGUGGAACGAGCGGGUCCUCCUCGAGCCGGCCUCGGAGAUGGCGAUGCAGAAGUGCACGGGCGAGUCCCUGUACAAUGGGGGCAUGGUCUGGUGGGUGCUCACCCCGGACGGGGACGUUUACCCGGAGGAGCUGGCGGCGCCUCCGCUGGAGGGUAUCGCGUACUACGACGACGCGGAGGCUGAGAAGGAAUGCGUUUACAUCCCAGGCGACAUCACGAUCGGCUUGGGCUCCUACUGGUUUGUCAAGCGAGGCGCCAAGUUUCUGAUACUGCAGGAGGUGCUGCGGCAGGACACGGGUAUGAUCAAGUUGCUCCGGGAUCAGGAGACCGAUGCGAGGGUCAUUCCUGUGAAGUGGAGGUCGGCUCAACAGCGCGGCCGCAACUUCCGCGAGGCCAUCUCGCUCCAAGAGUUCCACGACUUCGGCGACUCACCGCUGCAGGGCGACGUGAGCCUCCCGUGGUUGCUCACCGAGGUUGCCCAGUCCGCCGAGGGGAUGGUGACGCGCCACCACACGUGGCUGUCGGCUAGCGGCAUCCCGAGCGGCGACCGCAGCAUCCACGAGCACUUCGUGAUCUCCAAGGUCUUCGACCUCGCGAUCGAGCUGGACCAGUUGAACACGAUGACCUUGACCUCUUUCGAGCUGCUCGGGCGACGCCUGCAGCUCAUCGAGCAGGCCCACGUGUACAACCCCAGCAACCCCGACUACAGCAACUCGGACGACUUCAUGGGCUGGGGCGUGCAGCGUGGUGCCGCUCUGGUGGCGCCUUCUAUCAAGGAGCGGGCCGCCGACGCAGCUCGUGAUCGGGCAGCAGUUCUGAAGGGGGGGCGGAAGCUCGACGAGGAGAUCCGCUUCCGGAAGCCGAAAGGUGACUUCGGCUCCGAGGGAGCCGUGCGCGCGCUCCUCGGGACAGACUCCGCGUACGGUGGCGAGUCGACCUUGGUGCAGUCCUACGACCGGAACCUUCUCAGCAUCCCCCACGUGGGGGCGGAGCCCGUCCCUGUUAAGGAGAUGUUGCCGCCGAAGGUUCGCUGUUGUCUCGAGGACCUGAACAACAUUCUGCUCGAUGAUCAAGAGUGGGGCGCCGUGUGUGAGAAGGCGGACCCCAUCAACCUCUACAUGGAUCCGAAGCUUCGCUACUCCAAGAAGGCCUAUUUUCAGUUUGUCCGAGACUGUCAUUCGGCAGGUCUUAUCCGCUGGGCGCCCUUGGUACGCGGGCGAGUCACUGUCUUCUGUGUUGCCAAGAAGACGGGCAAGCAGAGGCUCGUGGUGGACUGCCGCGCCACCAACAGGCGCUUCCGGCGGUGUCCUUAUUUACCUAUGGGUACCGGCUCGAGCUGGGGAGAGAUUCUCCUGGAGGACGACGCCGACCUCUGGGUGAGCCUGUCGGACAUCAAGGACUACUUCUACGCCUGCGGCGUCGACGAUGACCUCUCCAGCUAUUUUUGCCUCGACGACGUCCCAGGUUGGCUCGUCUCCGAGCUGGAGGGCAACGACAGCCGCUUUAGCCAUUUCUACGGGCGUGACGCAGUUGCGCCCGCCUUUCGAGUGCUGCCCAUGGGCUUCAGCUGGAGCUUCUACCUGGCGCAGAUCGUCCACUCCUCCGUCGUCAAGGGGGUGCUUCCGGACACCGCCGGACUGGUACUACAGGAUCGUCAGCCUGGCCCGACGAUUGGGUCCCGCGGCCUCGUGUCGCUGCCGUACUGCGACAACCAUGCCACUGGGGCGGGCUCCCCGGAGCUUGCCGACGGCGCUCGGAUCGCAGUGGCUCGCCAGCUCACGGCCGACGGCUUCGCCGUCCACGAGGAGGAGGACGCCUCCCUCUGGGCCGAGAGUCUCGGCUUCGCCAUCGACGGCUUGACUGGCGAGGUGGGGCCUACGGCCAAGAGGGCCGCCCGUCUUGCCGCCGCGGGCCGCUGGCUUGCGCGUCGCCCGAAGAUCACGGGCGUGAUGCUUGGGCGCUUCUUGGGGCACUGCACUUUCCAGCUCAUGGGCGAGCGCUCCCUGCUGAGCAUCUUCGGUUCGUGCUACCGCUUCGUCAGGGUGCAUUACAAGCAGAAGGUCCGCUUGUGGCAGUCCGCCGCGCGGGAGUGUGAGUGGCUGUCAUCUUUGGUCCGCUUUGCUCGUACCAACCUCCGUCGGCCGUGGAGCCCCACUGCCCGCGUGUUCGACUCAUCGGAGACAGGCCUCGGGAUCGUCCAGGGCAUUUUCGACGAGAAGCUCAUAGCCAGCACUGGCCAGUACAAUGGGCGGUGGCGUUUCAAGCAGCCCCAU
This is a messenger RNA of Prorocentrum cordatum, 2331 nucleotides long. The record is from the annotation of a GenBank genome assembly. NCBI's taxonomy places the organism in Eukaryota, Dinophyceae, Prorocentrales, Prorocentraceae.